Molecule: messenger RNA, 504 nt
Organism: Cooperia oncophora
Lineage: Eukaryota; Metazoa; Nematoda; Chromadorea; Rhabditida; Trichostrongylidae
Source: the annotation of a GenBank genome assembly
AUGCGCUCGUCUUCUGGUUCUUACGAGGCCAUCGAUGUGCCGUUUGUACGCGGUCAAUUACGGUCAAUACUCUUGAUCGACUCAAUCAGAGCCAAUAAUAGAGGAUAUCCCGAACGGGUCUCAUUUCGCGAUUUUCGUCGUCGUUUCGGAUGUUUGGUUGAAGACGAACUGAACUCAUCUAUCGAUAAUGCGCUUGACGAUCGGGCUGCUGUAUCGAAGAUUCUUGAAGGAAUGGACAUUCAUCAGCACAGAUAUCGUUUAGGAAUCAGCCAGGUUCUUCUAUCGGCGGAUGUGCUGUGCGAGCUUGAAGAUCGUCGAGAGCUGUCCUUGUCGGGCUUGGUGACUGCAUUCCAGCGAGAAUGCCGUAGACACUUAGCAACGAAAUGGUUGCAGCGCAGACGAGUUCUGGAGACAGCCAUCAAAUGCAUUCAGGUAUUGCACAUGCAAAAACGACUAGCACUUUUGCAACCGUCACUUUAUUCGUUCAUCAUUUUGCGGUCUUGA